GGGCUGGUACAGUCGGUCAGAAAGGACAGGGUUCAGAUUUAUUCUGAUUGACCUUGGUGCGCAAGACCUAAACAUAACACCGACCAACCGACAGGAUGACAAUCCAAGGUUUACCGUUACCUCCAAUUCCAUCGUUGCCAAUGUCAAGCCCAGUAGUAAUCGAGAGUCAUGGAUUCCAGAUAUCUAAAGACCAGCUGACUGUCCUAGUGCCAGUGGUUGUGGCGGCUGCUCUAGGUGGCUUCCUGGUUAGCCGGUACUUCACUGGGCGUAAGAAAAGCCAGGUCAACACCUGUGUGUGUAAGGACAGUGCCAAGGUGGUGCACAGCUUCGACAUAGAAGACAUUGGCAGCAAGGCCGUCUACUGUCGCUGCUGGAGGUCCAAGAAGUUCCCCUACUGUGAUGGUUCCCAUACCAAGCACAAUGAGAUCACUGGGGACAACGUGGGACCCCUCAUCAUCAAGAAGAAGGAUGCUUAACCAACCUCCCUUUCCCCUUCUCGCCCCUCCCAUCAAAUCAUCAUUCAACACCAUUCAGUCACAAGGUGCUACACUUUAUUUCGACAUUAUCUGACACAAGAGGGCACUUUCAUUUCCCCUCUAAGACUAUUGUCUAUUCCAGUGUUCAAAGUACAACCUUUAGGAAUAUAUAUUGUUAAUGUCCAAAAGAAAUACAUGUUCUAGUGGAUAUGACAGACUUGAUGGUGAUGUAUUUUGGCCCGUAUAUUGUGAAUAAAAGUUUUCUUAAAGUGG
Molecule: messenger RNA, 749 nt
Organism: Oncorhynchus kisutch (coho salmon)
Lineage: Eukaryota; Metazoa; Chordata; Actinopteri; Salmoniformes; Salmonidae
Product: CDGSH iron-sulfur domain-containing protein
Exons: 3
Coding region: 96-476 (126 amino acids)
Biological process (GO): regulation of autophagy
Cellular component (GO): intracellular membrane-bounded organelle; mitochondrial outer membrane
Molecular function (GO): 2 iron, 2 sulfur cluster binding
Source: RefSeq, a predicted model, not a curated record